AAGUAGAGAACAGAGAGUACACUCGAACAACGACGCGGAACAAAUCAUAUCGGCAUCAUCAUAGCCGUGUCUUUGGUUCCAUCGAGCUUGAAGUGAAGUCAGUCCCUCCUCCUGUCCCAUCUGCCUGGCCUCUCAAUAACAGCUCGGAUUAAUCCGAUCUCUCUCUCUCUCUCUCUCUCUCGGAAGUGAUUUGCUGACUCUCUUCUCUGUGGCUGGAACUGUCCCUGAGCAAUGGCUUCGUCUCUGACCGCAGCUUCAGCUUCGGCCUCAGGUGUCAGCAAAGCCUCCGCCAAUUUGCGUCGCUUAAACAACAAUCACCCUCUAUCCAAGCUUUCAUUUCGUCUCUCUCCUAAGCCUAAUUUCCUGUUUUUAACAGAGGGUUUACGACAUAGUCAGAACUGUUCCACUGUGGUAAAAGCCCAAUUGAAUGAGGUAAGGUUCUUUCAAUGGUUUUCAUUGGAGGAUCUGUUUUCAAAUAUUCAUUCCUUCCUGGACACGCUUUUGGCAUCAUCUUUUUCCUUCAAGGUUGGUGUUGAUGGAUCCUCAAAUGCUGCUGCUACUCACCCCCCAACCAAGUCAGAAGUAGUGGCACCAGAAGCAAAGGAUGCUAACCCAUCAAAUGACCCUUCUGGAGCUUUAGCUACAGAGGAAUCAAUCUCUGAGUUCAUUGCUCAAGUUUCAAGUCUUGUUAAGCUUGUUGAUUCAAGAGAUAUAGUGGAGUUGCAGUUGAAACAGCUUGACUGUGAAGUUCUAAUCCGUAAAAAGGAGGCCUUACCUCAACCACCACCUCUUGCACCAGUUACUUUUACGCAUUCACAUGCUCCAUUAGUGGCACCCUCAGCCCAACCUGUACCGGCACCUGCACCUGUUCCUUCCCCAGCUGCUGCAGUCUCUGGUACAUCAACUUCAUCUGCUGUCAAGUCAGCCAAGUCAUCACUUCCACCUCUUAAAUGCCCCAUGGCAGGGACGUUUUACCGAAGUCCAGGCCCUGGAGAACCUGCAUUUGUGAAGGUUGGAGACAAGGUACAGAAGGGACAAGUCCUAUGCAUCAUUGAGGCCAUGAAAUUGAUGAAUGAGAUAGAAGCGGAUCAAUCGGGAACCAUAGUCGAGAUCCUUGCAGAAGAUGGCAAGCCUGUCAGUGUUGACAUGCCUCUGUUUAUAAUCGAACCUUAGAGCUUGACAUUCAAGUACGCAUAGAUGGACCACGGCGUUUUGAAAGAUGAUGCAGUGGGAAACAUUGUGAGAUUUAGCAGUGUUUCAUUUUGGUAUAAUGGUUUGUUUGAAACAAGAAGUGGCUAGAGUUGAGAGGGACUUAUCAUUUAAUGAAUUAUUACAUAGUUGUUUGUUUGAAACAAUGUUGUCCUAAUAUGAUUUGUGCAAUAGAUACUGAAUAUAGGUUCAGUUCCGGCUUA
This is a messenger RNA of Carya illinoinensis, 1412 nucleotides long. RefSeq names its product biotin carboxyl carrier protein of acetyl-CoA carboxylase, chloroplastic-like. NCBI's taxonomy places the organism in Eukaryota, Viridiplantae, Streptophyta, Magnoliopsida, Fagales, Juglandaceae. Gene Ontology annotation, cellular component: acetyl-CoA carboxylase complex. Gene Ontology annotation, molecular function: acetyl-CoA carboxylase activity. Bases 232 to 1173 code for a protein of 313 amino acids. The record is from RefSeq and is a predicted model, not a curated record. Gene Ontology annotation, biological process: fatty acid biosynthetic process. The transcript has 6 exons.